AGGCUUAGCAGCCGAGCACUGUAGCGGGAGGCGAGCAGCGCUGCGGGUUAUUACGACACUAUUCCGGUCGCAAACAUGUCCGAGGAGCGCUCAGAAAGAUCCGAUGGGACGAUUGUGAAGAUGGAGGUGGACUACAGCUCCACUGUAGACCAGCGUCUUCCCGAAUGUGAGAAAAUGGCAAAGGAGGGGAAGCUGCAGGAGGCCGUGGAAAGUCUGCUGUCACUGGAGAAGCAAACUAGAACAGCAUCUGACAUGGUGUCUACCUCCAGAAUCCUGGUGGCUGUGGUUCAGAUGUGUUAUGAGGCUAAGGACUGGGACGCCCUGAACGAAAAUAUCAUGCUGCUCUCCAAAAGGAGGAGCCAGCUCAAACAGGCUGUUGCUAAAAUGGUCCAAGAAUGUUAUAAGUAUGUGGAUGCAGUUACUGACCUGACCAUCAAGCUGAGACUGAUUGACACACUUCGCACUGUCACUGCUGGAAAGAUUUAUGUCGAGAUUGAAAGGGCCAGGCUGACAAAGACCUUGGCCAACAUUAAGGAGCAGAACGGAGAGGUCAAAGAGGCAGCUUCCAUCCUACAAGAGCUGCAGGUGGAGACGUAUGGCUCCAUGGAGAAGAAGGAGAAGGUGGAGUUUAUCUUGGAACAGAUGAGGCUGUGUAUUGCUGUUAAGGAUUACAUUCGCACCCAAAUCAUCAGCAAGAAGAUAAACACCAAGUUCUUCCAGGAGGAGGGUAGCGAGGAGUUAAAGCUGAAGUACUACAACCUGAUGAUCCAGGUGGACCAGCAUGAGGGCUCCUACCUGUCAAUCUGCAAACACUACCGUGCCAUCUACGAUACACCCUGCAUCCUUGAAGACGGUGCCAAGUGGCAACAGGCCCUGAAGAGUGUCGUGCUGUACGUGAUCCUGUCCCCUUACGACAACGAGCAGUCAGACCUUGUGCACAGAAUCAACGCGGACAAGAAAUUGGAGGAAAUCCCUAAAUAUAAGGACCUUCUGAAGCAGUUCACUACCAUGGAGCUGAUGCGCUGGGCCGCCCUGGUGGACAACUAUGGGAAGGAAUUGAGGGAAGGCUCCCCCGACAGCCCCGCCACAGACGUCUUCUCCUAUUCAGAGGAGGGCGAGAAGAGGUGGAAGGACCUGAAGAACAGAGUAGUGGAGCAUAACAUCAGAAUAAUGGCCAAGUAUUACACCAGAAUCACGAUGAAGAGGAUGGCUGAGCUUCUUGACCUGUCUGUCGAUGAAUCGGAGGCGUUCCUCUCUAACCUGGUAGUAAACAAGACCAUCUAUGCCAAGGUGGACCGGCUGGCUGGCAUCAUCAACUUCCAGAGGCCGAAAGACCCCAACGACCUGCUCAACGACUGGUCGCACAAACUCAACUCCCUCAUGUCUCUGGUCAACAAGACCACACACCUCAUCGCCAAGGAGGAGAUGAUCCACAACCUGCAGUGAGAUGAGAGCGGGGCGGCGCUCCUUGUUUUUCCUGUUGUUUUCUAUCAUACUUUUCUUUGUGAACGUUUCGGAAAUAAAGUUCCUUGAAGGGC
Molecule: messenger RNA, 1538 nt
Organism: Lampris incognitus (smalleye Pacific opah)
Lineage: Eukaryota; Metazoa; Chordata; Actinopteri; Lampriformes; Lampridae
Gene: psmd12
Product: proteasome 26S subunit, non-ATPase 12
Exons: 11
Coding region: 76-1446 (456 amino acids)
Cellular component (GO): nuclear proteasome complex; proteasome regulatory particle, lid subcomplex; cytoplasm
Source: RefSeq, a predicted model, not a curated record